AAUACCAAUUUCUGCUUGUUUGUGGCUUCUCUGAUUUUGCUUCGAUUGAUAACUAAAUAUUUGAUUGUAAAAUGGGUGAGAAUGUUCAGGGGACCUUCACGUCCGAGAAAAUCUCGAAAAUUCGGUGGCGCAGGGAGGAUUUCACUGAGGCCAAGUCCUUUGUCACCGGCAGUUGGGACAAUCCUAUCAAUAAUAUCGUUCAUUGGACAUUUGAAACUUCCGAGGAUGAUGAGACGUACCCAGUAGUGGAUUCCACGUUCUCUUUUCAAGGGGAUGUAACAGAAAUUGAGUUCAUAGACAAAAAUGCAUUCGUGGCUUCUUCCUCCAUCGGUUCAGUGAAACUCCUAGGAAUAAAUGAAGCUCCUUACGGUGAAUUCAGGGAGCUCAUGUCCUGGGAGUUUAUCCACCAGUUCAGCACUGGUGACCACGCGCCGUGCACGGCAUUGACGACAUUCAAUCAGGACAUUGCGACUGUGGGAGAGGACGGAAGGAUAAAUCUCCUGACAGCCCAGGAGAGGAAGCCUGUGAGGACUAUAGAGAAUGCCGACAGUUGUUCCCUAGUCUGCAUCGAUUUCCUGAGACACAAUGAGAUCCUCACGAGUAAUAGCAGAGGCCAUAUGAAGUUGUGGGACUUGAGGAAUGAUCGAGAUACACCAGCCACCACUUUCAUGCUGCCAGAUCAAUUGAAGACCGAGGCAACGGAUAUUGCUCACCACCCAACCCAGAGGCACAUCGUGGCAGCAGGUGGUGGUGAUGGUAGUUUGAGCGUCUGGGACCUUCGCCAAAGCACAUACCCCAUCUCUCAACUCCUCGCGCACUCACGAGCUAUCGCAGAAGUGAUGUUCCACCCAGAUCGACCGGACAAUCUAUUCACGUGUUCUGUUAAUGGGGAAUUGUGGCAUUGGAAUGACACCCAAGGAUCAAAACUAAAGCUGGAGGGCGGCGAGAGCCACUGGCUGACGACCAGAGGAAUUGACGGGAAAAUGAAUGUCUCAGCUUUGUGUGCACCAAUGCACAAACCCGUAAACAGUAUCGACAUCGACAGGUCAACAUUACUAUUCGGUUGUGAUAACGAAGCUAUGGACGAUGGAUCGGACACCGCAUCCUCCUCGUCCGCCCUGACGCCGUCGCUCGCCUCCUCCAAAGCCCCGUCCCAACUGAACCCCUACACGCACCUCCCGUACACCCCGCGUUACUACGAAUUCCUGAAAAAGCGUAUAACCCUCCCCGUAUUCGAGUACCGGGCGGACUUUAUGCGCCUGCUAGCCCAGCACCAGUGCAUAGUCCUGGUGGGUGAGACCGGCUCCGGGAAAACGACGCAGAUACCCCAGUGGUGCGUCGAGUACUCGAUGUCGAUGGGCGCAAAAGGUGUUGCAUGCACCCAGCCCCGACGAGUUGCAGCCAUGUCAGUGGCCCAACGAGUCUCCGAGGAGAUGGACGUACCCCUGGGCGAGCAGGUGGGCUACAGCAUUCGUUUCGAGGACUGCAGUUCCCCGAAGACAGUUCUCAAAUACAUGACCGAUGGUAUGCUGCUGCGCGAGGGCAUGUCCGACCCAAUGCUGGAGGCCUACCAGGUGAUUCUCCUCGACGAGGCUCACGAGAGGACUCUAGCCACUGACUUGCUGAUGGGAGUGCUGAAGGAAGUGAUAAAACAGCGCUCAGACCUGAAGCUCGUCAUCAUGUCGGCGACCUUGGACGCUGGAAAAUUCCAGCAGUACUUCGACAAUGCGCCACUGAUGAAUGUCCCUGGACGAACGCAUCCGGUGGAGAUAUUCUACACGCCGGAGCCGGAGAGGGACUACCUGGAGGCUGCCAUCAGGACUGUCAUUCAGAUCCACAUGUGCGAGGACGUCCCCGGGGAUCUGCUGCUGUUUCUCACUGGUCAGGAGGAGAUCGAGGAGGCGUGCAAGAGGAUCAAGAGGGAAAUGGAUAAUUUGGGGCCCGAGGUGGGGGAGCUCAAGUGCAUUCCCCUGUACUCAACGCUUCCCCCAAACCUUCAGCAGAGGAUAUUCGAGGCUGCACCGCCGAAUAAGGCUAAUGGGGCCAUCGGGAGGAAGGUCGUGGUCUCCACUAAUAUCGCUGAGACCUCCCUGACAAUCGAUGGAGUUGUCUUUGUCAUUGAUCCGGGCUUCGCCAAGCAGAAGGUCUACAAUCCCAGGAUCAGGGUGGAGUCGCUGCUGGUGUCGCCAAUCAGCAAGGCGUCGGCACAGCAGAGGGCUGGACGGGCCGGCAGAACGAGACCCGGCAAGUGCUUCAGGCUGUACACUGAAAAGGCGUACAAAAAUGAAAUGCAGGAUAACACUUAUCCUGAGAUACUCAGGUCUAAUUUGGGGAGUGUCGUCUUGCAGCUGAAGAAACUGGGGAUCGACGAUCUCGUUCAUUUUGAUUUCAUGGAUCCACCGGCACCUGAGACACUCAUGAGGGCUCUGGAGCUGCUCAAUUAUCUUGCUGCUCUCGAUGAUGAUGGCAAUUUGACCGACCUGGGGGCUGUCAUGGCUGAGUUCCCGCUCGAUCCGCAACUCGCGAAGAUGUUGAUUGCUUCGUGCAAUCAUAAUUGCAGUAAUGAGAUUCUCAGCAUCACUGCUAUGUUAUCAGUCCCACAGUGUUUUGUGAGGCCAAAUGAAGCUAAAAAGGCUGCUGACGAUGCUAAAAUGAAAUUCGCACAUAUUGAUGGAGAUCAUCUGACCCUGCUUAACGUUUAUCACGCCUUUAAACAGAACAUGGAAGAUCCCCAGUGGUGCUACGAUCACUUCGUCAACUACAGAUCCCUGAAAAGUGGUGACAAUGUUCGACAACAGUUGAGCAGAAUCAUGGACAGAUUCUCGUUGAAGAGAACCUCCACAGACUUCACGUCGAAGGACUAUUACAUCAACAUUCGAAAAGCUCUUGUCGAUGGAUUCUUCAUGCAAGUGGCUCAUCUGGAGAGGACUGGACACUAUUUGACCAUAAAGGACAAUCAAAUUGUACAACUGCAUCCUAGCAGUUGUCUAGAUCACAAACCAGAGUGGGUGAUAUACAAUGAAUUCGUCCUCACGACGAAGAAUUAUAUUAGAACUGUUACUGAUAUAAAACCUGAAUGGCUAUUGAAAAUAGCCCCGCAGUACUACGACCUACAGAAUUUCCCUCAGUGCGAGGCAAAGAGACAAUUGGAGGUGAUCCAAGCAAGAUUAGAUUCAAAACAGUAUCAAGAAGGCUUCUAACCACGAGUCCCUCUAGAAAACUGUAAAAAACAUUUCAAUGAAGAAGACAUUCACGACUAUCAUUUGGGUCCACUGCAUACCAACGUCGAUUUAAUGUUUAAUUUUAUUGAACUUUCUCUCGUCAAAAUUUAUUGAAAAAAAUUCAUAACGACACGAUGGGAAGAAAUGGAAUUGUUACUUUAUACAAUUGGUGAUGAAAGUCGAUCACGUGUAUCAAGGCAGAGAGAAUAGAUUAAUUUUUGUAUCGCCUUUUAAAAAGUCAUUGCUAACAACAAUGAAAAUAGUAUCAAAUCACUCAUCUAUUGACAGCCCGAUUAUAUUAAUCCACUGAUUUAAUUUUCUUGUCAGAUGCAUGUCGUUGGUCAAUUAGUAUUUCCCGCAUUUCUCGUUACAUUAUUUCGUAAUAUUUAUUGUAUUAUGAAAUCACUUGUCGCAGAUUUGAGAGGAAUAGGGAUAGACUCGUAGACGUAAUGAAAAUGAAUUUUACUUUUAUCGUGAGUCUAUUUUAGUUCAGCCGAAUGGAAGAAAACAAAUGAAAUCAUAUGCAAACGUUAAUCAAAAAUCUCAGUCUGACACCGGCAUAAUACUUAGUGUUAACAGCCAAUUAAGAAUUCAUGUAUUUAAUUAAUCGAUAUGGAACACAUGUCUUAUUCAACAGUUUUCUCAUAUUUUCUCGUUUGUAACACUAAACUAGCUGAGAAGAAGGGAUGAGGUACAUGGAUAUUUUCGUCACGUGCGAGUACACAGUUUAAGUUUUGUAAAUAAAUAAUCAUCAGACUCAAAUGUCUGGUGGGAAUGGUAUUUCAUUAUUGUACGAAUUCAUUCCAAUAAAAAAAGACAGCAAA
This is a messenger RNA of Diachasma alloeum, 4045 nucleotides long. It is a transcript of the gene Dhx15, whose product is annotated as pre-mRNA-splicing factor ATP-dependent RNA helicase DHX15. The record is from RefSeq and is a predicted model, not a curated record. Gene Ontology annotation, cellular component: intracellular anatomical structure; spliceosomal complex. The transcript is spliced from 9 exons. Bases 72 to 3200 code for a protein of 1042 amino acids. Lineage: Eukaryota; Metazoa; Arthropoda; Insecta; Hymenoptera; Braconidae. Gene Ontology annotation, molecular function: ATP binding; RNA helicase activity; RNA binding.